UUGUGUGUAGUUGUGUCACCGAUAAAGAAGAGCAAGAACCACCAUCAACAUGGGUUCAACGCAAAUGUACAAGUCUGUGGAGGAAGACAACUACAAUCAAGAGGCCUACAAGGGCCAUACCCAUGACAAGACCAAAACCAAAACCAACUCUCACUGCCACGACCACACGGCCCAGGCCCAACUACACCCCGCCGAACCCACACACAGGCACCACAAGACCAAAAUCCACGCCCAUUCUUAUGGACAGCCCCCUGUGCAUCAGCCCAAUAACCAUCACAGCCAAACCAGUCACCACCAUCAAGGCUUAGCCAACAAGCAUGGGAACCACACUGGCAACAACCAUGUGGUCAAGCAAUGUGAUGAACAGCCCCCAGUUCACACGGCCAACAAACAUCCAUCAGUUCAUGCACCCUGUGGAAAACCUGAAAAGAAAAGUAAAGCAAAGAAGGAAAAGAAUGAGGAGUGCAAGAAGAAAGAAAAGAAGGAAAAUAAUGGAGAGUGCAAGAAGAAAGAAAAAAAGGAAAAGAAUGGGGAGUGCAAGAAGAAAGAAAAAAAGAACAUCUACAAGAAGGCGGCCAAGGAUCAUGGUAGUAGCAGUGACAGCAGCAGCAGCAGCAGUAGUAGCGACAGCGACAAGGAUUGAGAGAUCGUUAAGAGAGGGUGCCUGUCAACAUAAUACUAAAUAUGUAUGGUACAAAGACUAAAAUAAACAAGUCUCAAUAAGCGGACAAAGAUGUUAUAAUUGGUGAACUAUUGUGGCCUCAUUAGAGGAUUUACAUGUUUAUCUUUGUAACUUUAUGUUAUGUGUUUGUUUUAAUAAUAGAAGUUGGUAUUAUAUUAAUAUUUCA
Molecule: messenger RNA, 848 nt
Organism: Tripterygium wilfordii
Lineage: Eukaryota; Viridiplantae; Streptophyta; Magnoliopsida; Celastrales; Celastraceae
Product: histidine-rich glycoprotein-like
Exons: 2
Coding region: 50-643 (197 amino acids)
Source: RefSeq, a predicted model, not a curated record